Eleginops maclovinus (Patagonian blennie) is the source of this 1541-nucleotide messenger RNA. Its product is annotated as acidic mammalian chitinase-like. NCBI's taxonomy places the organism in Eukaryota, Metazoa, Chordata, Actinopteri, Perciformes, Eleginopidae. The record is from RefSeq and is a predicted model, not a curated record. The transcript is spliced from 11 exons. Gene Ontology annotation, molecular function: chitinase activity; chitin binding. Bases 2 to 1186 code for a protein of 394 amino acids. Gene Ontology annotation, cellular component: extracellular region. Gene Ontology annotation, biological process: chitin catabolic process; carbohydrate metabolic process.
CAUGGGCAAGCUACUUAUCUGUGUUGGACUGGCUCUCCUGCUGCAUGUGCAGCUAGGAUCAUCCUACAUCCUUUCCUGUUAUUUCACUAACUGGGGACAGUACCGUCCUGGAGCAGGUAAGUAUUUCCCUACCGACAUCGACCCAUGUCUCUGUGACCACCUCGUCUAUGCCUUCGCUGGAAUGGACAGCAACAUGAUCAAGACCUACGAGUGGGACGAUGAGAAACUCUACGGACAGUUCCAGGCCCUGAAGAACCAGAACAGCAACCUGAAGACACUGCUGGCCAUCGGAGGAUGGAAAUUUGGUACUCAGAAAUUCACAACUAUGGUUUCCACUGCUGCCAAUCGUCAGACCUUCAUCACCAGCGUGAUCCAGUUCCUGCGUCAGUACCAGUUUGAUGGUCUGGAUAUUGACUGGGAGUACCCUGGCUCUCGUGGCUCCCCGGCUCAGGACAAGCAGCUCUUCACCGUACUGGUCCAGGAGCUGCUCAGCGCCUUUGAGGCUGAGGGCAAGAAGACCAACCGUCCCCGUCUGAUGUUGACUGCUGCUGUUGCCGCUGGAAAGCCAACAAUCGACUCUGGAUACCAGAUUGCCCAGAUUGGAUCGGUGCUGGACUACUUCCACGUCAUGACCUACGACUUCCACGGUUCUUGGGAGCACAAUGUUGGAGAGAACAGCCCUCUGUACAAGGGCCGCUCUGACCAGGGAUCCAUGAGCUACUUCAAUGUGGACUAUGCUAUGAACUACUGGAAGAGCAAUGGUGCCCCAGCUGAGAAGCUGCUGGUUGGUUUCGCCACCUACGGCCACACCUUCCUCCUGGCUUCCUCUAACACGGCUGUGGGAGCUCCUGCCAGUGGACCCGGAGCUGCUGGACCCUUCACUCGUCAGACUGGUUUCUUGGCCUACUAUGAGAUCUGCACUUUCCUGAAGCAAGGAGCCACUCAGGCUUGGGACAGCGUCCAGGAUGUGCCUUAUGCCUAUAACCAGGGAACUUGGGUUGGAUAUGACAAUGUUAAGAGUUUCCAGGCUAAGAUUCAAUGGUUGAAGCAGAGCGGCUAUGGUGGCGCCAUGGUGUGGACUUUGGAUCUGGACGACUUCACUGGCACUUUCUGCGGCCAGGGAAAAUACCCCCUGAUCAACACCAUCAAGAGCGGACUGGGAACUGGAGCUUCCUGCAUUUUCUAGAACUGUCCCCAUUGCUCUGGUUGCACCAACCCAGUAGCCUGCUCCUCAGCCUGGCGGUGGCAGCAGCAGCAGCACUGGAUUUUGCGCUGGAAAGACUAACGGACUCUACCCUGACCCAACCAACAAGAACCACUUCUAUGAGUGCAGCAAGGGACAAACCUACUCCCAGCACUGUGCUACCAGCCUGGUCUUCGAUAACAGCUGCAAGUGCUGCAACUGGGCUUAAACUACCCAUGUUUGAACUUCAAACUGGUUGUUCUAGUGGCUGGGUCAACUAUCCUGUAACAUAAGACCACCCACAUGAGUUCCAGUCACUGAUGUAACCAAAAUAAAAAUCACAUUUAAAGCAACUUUA